Molecule: messenger RNA, 5696 nt
Organism: Gekko japonicus
Lineage: Eukaryota; Metazoa; Chordata; Lepidosauria; Squamata; Gekkonidae
Gene: EGFR
Product: epidermal growth factor receptor
Exons: 28
Biological process (GO): negative regulation of apoptotic process; positive regulation of epithelial cell proliferation; cell differentiation
Cellular component (GO): signaling receptor complex; basal plasma membrane
Molecular function (GO): epidermal growth factor receptor activity; ATP binding; epidermal growth factor binding
Source: RefSeq, a predicted model, not a curated record
GCCGUUGCUUCAUGAAUUACUUCUCUCCCCCCCCCCUUCUGCAGUCUGUCAAGGGACCACCAACAAGCUGACCCAGCUGGCCAGUGACGAGGAACACUACAAGAGCCUGAAGAGGAUGUACGAGGGCUGUGAGGUCGUGCUCAGCAAUCUGGAGAUCACCUACAUGGAUCAUUCACAUAACCUCACUUUCUUGAAGAGCAUACAAGAGGUGGGUGGCUAUGUGCUGAUAGCAAUGAACAUGGUGAAAAGUAUUCCUCUGGAGAACCUCCGGAUAAUCCGAGGAAACACCUUACACGAGGGCGCUGCACUGGCAGUUUUGCUCAAUUAUGACCCCUCAAGAGGACUGGAAGAGCUGCCUCUGAGAAAUUUGACAGAAAUUCUACGUGGAAGCAUAAAAUUCAGCAUUAAUCCUUAUCUAUGCAACAUGGACAAUGUGCGGUGGGAUGACAUUGUACCUAAAGGAACUGACCUGACGUCUGCAUUUACUGGGAGAACAGAAGACACCUUGGAGCUGUCAAAAACGAUCAAUAGAACUUGCCUCCCAUGCCAUCCCAGUUGCUCAGGAUUCUGUUGGGGUCCAGGUCCAGAGAACUGCCAAAAAUUAACGCGGACCAUCUGUGCUCCCCAGUGCUCUGGCCGGUGCAAGGGGAGGGAGCCCAGUGACUGUUGCCACACCCAAUGCGCUGCAGGAUGCACAGGCCCUAGAGACAGUGACUGCUUGGCUUGUCGCAAUUUUUCGGAUGAUGCCACCUGCAAGGAAUCUUGCCCACCUUUGCAAAAAUAUGAUUCUUUUGAACAUCAGAUGACGAACAACCCAGAUGGAAAAUACAGCUUCGGAGCAACUUGUGUAAAGAAGUGCCCGCUCAAUUGCAACUGGACCUGGCCCAAAGACCGCAAAAGGCGCGAGGAACGGCACAAAGAUUAUCAAGAGAAGAAAGGGAAGCUGCCUGGGAAGAGACCCAAGUCACCUAGAGUGCUGCAGGCUGUUGAAUUCCCCUCGUUGGGGACAACCUCAUCCAGCAACGGCGAUGAGCCUCAGGUACCUGCUGUGAAGUGCGCCAGCCAGCAGGUCCGUGAUGCUCCAGCGCAAGAAUCGCCUCCUGAAAAGGGAUCCUGGACCUUCGCCCUGGACUCCUCGUCCACCGGCUCCACCACCUCUUCUGAUCAAUGGGCAACUCCACCAAAUGUAUGCAGUGGGAUCGGAAUGGGUAAACUCAAAGACGCCCUUGCUGUCAACGCGUCCAAUAUCAACAAUUUCAUAAACUGCACCGUAAUCAACGGCUACCUCUCAUUUCUGAAAGUGACAUUUUCAGGUGACGGCUAUACCGGAACCCCUCCUGUGGAUCCAAAGCAGUUGGACAUCUUUAAAACUGUUAGAGAAAUCACAGGAUUUUUGUUGAUCCAGGAAUGGCCUAAAAAUGCCACUGACUUGAACGUGUUUGAAAAUCUGGAGGUUAUACGAGGCAGAACAAAACAACAUAGCCGAUUUGCAAUUGCCAUCACUGGUUUGAGCAUAAAAUCUCUGGGAUUGCGUGCUCUCAAGGAAGUAAGCGACGGAGACGUUGUGAUUUUGAAAAACAAGGACCUCUGCUAUGCUAACACCGUGAACUGGACCGCGCUUUUCAAAACAAACAAUCAAAAAACAAGUCUCUCCUAUAAUGGAAAUGAAACGUGGUGUGCUGCUACAAGGCAGGUUUGUCAUCCCCUCUGCUCGGAUAACGGCUGUUGGGGCCCGGGGCCUUUCCAGUGCUUCUCUUGUCGUUACUUUUCUCGCAAGCAGUGUGUGCAAGAGUGCAGUAUUCAUCAAGGGGAGCCGCGGGAGUUCAGGAACCAUUCGGAGUGUGUUCUGUGCCAUCCGGAAUGCCUAGUGGAAAAUUCAACUGAGCCAACUUGCACAGGACCAGGUCCCAACAACUGCACAAAGUGUGCUCACUUUAUGGAUGGACCUAAUUGCGUUAGAACUUGCCCUAAUGGUAUUUUGGGUGAAAAUGAUGUCUUAAUCUGGAAAUAUGCCGAUAAGAAUUCAGUGUGCCAGCUGUGUCAUCAAAACUGUACCCGUGGAUGCAAAGGACCAGGGCUUGAAGGCUGUCCCAACGGCUCCAAGGUCCCAUCCAUUGCUGCUGGAGUUGUAGGGAUCAUGUUCGGCUUGCUUCUCAUUGCGCUGGGCAUUGGCCUCUACGUGCGGAGGCGUCGCAUUGUCAGAAAGCGUACUUUGCGCCGGCUGCUACAGGAAAGAGAGCUUGUGGAGCCUUUGACCCCCAGCGGAGAAGCACCAAAUCAGGCUCUCUUAAGGAUUUUAAAGGAAACGGAAUUUAAAAAGGUCAAAGUUCUCGGCUCUGGAGCUUUUGGUACCGUUUACAAGGGGCUCUGGCUUCCAGAAGGGGAGAAAGUUAAAAUUCCUGUGGCUAUUAAGGAACUGAGAGAGGCCACAUCUCCCAAAGCCAACAAAGAAAUUCUCGAUGAAGCGUACGUGAUGGCCAGCGUUGACAACCCCCACGUCUGCCGUUUGCUGGGGAUUUGCCUGACCUCCACCGUUCAGCUGAUCACCCAGUUGAUGCCUUAUGGCUGCAUCCUCGACUACGUCCGAGAAAACAAGGACAAUAUCGGUUCCCAGUACCUUCUCAACUGGUGUGUGCAGAUUGCAAAGGGAAUGAAUUAUCUGGAGGAGCGCCGUUUGGUACACCGUGAUCUGGCUGCCAGGAACGUCCUCGUCAAGACACCCCAGCACGUGAAGAUCACCGACUUUGGGUUAGCCAAACUGCUGGGUGCAGAGGAAAAGGAGUAUCAUGCAGAAGGCGGGAAAGUUCCAAUUAAAUGGAUGGCCUUGGAGUCUAUUCUGCAUCGCAUUUAUACCCACCAAAGCGAUGUUUGGAGUUACGGUGUGACAGUGUGGGAAGUGAUGACGUUCGGAUCGAAACCCUAUGAUGGGAUCCCAGCCAGUGAAAUUUCCAUUGUCCUGGAGAAAGGAGAGCGCCUGCCUCAACCUCCCAUUUGCACCAUUGAUGUCUAUAUGAUUAUGGUCAAAUGCUGGAUGAUCGAUGCAGAGAGUCGUCCCAAAUUUCGAGAACUGAUAGCAGAAUUCUCCAAAAUGGCUCGGGACCCCCAGCGCUAUCUGGUUAUACAGGGUGACGAAAGAAUGCACUUACCCAGCCCAACAGAGUCGAAAAUCUACCGUUCCAUAAUGGACGAGGAGGACAUGGAGGACAUCGUGGAUGCGGACGAAUAUCUCAUUCCGCACCAGGGAUUCUUCAGCAGCCCAUCAAAUUCCCGGACACCGCUCUUAAAUUCGCUGAGUUCUACCAGCAAUAAUUCGACAAUGAACACCUGCAUAGAUAGAAAUGGGGGCUACCCAGUGAGAGAAGACAGUUUCAUCCAGAGAUACAGUUCAGAUCCAACUGGGGUCUACCUGGACGACAGCUUGGACAAUGGCUUCUUGCCUGCUCCAGAAUACCUGAACGAGCUAGAGACCAAAAGGCCAUCUGCUUCCAUGGUGCAGAAUCCGGUCUACAACAGCCUCUCCCUCCCUGCCGAUCCAAAAGUGGAGGCCGAGUCAAAGCAUCAGAGUUCCCACAGCACAGCGCUGGACAACCUGGAGUAUCUCAACACAAGCUUAUCUCCUUUGGGUAACACGGUUUUCAACAGCUCCCCCUUCUGGGACCAAAUAAAUCUGGACAAUCCGGAUUACCAGCAAGACUUCUUGCCCAGGGAGACCAAAACAAACGGCCUCGCUAAAGUCCCUGCAGCUGAAAAUCCAGAAUAUCUGAGGGUGGCGCCACCCAAAAGCGAAUACAUCGAAGCCUCGGCGUGACCACUGAGAGAGGCCUCUGUUUGCCCCACCGACAAGCUGGGGACACUGGUGACCAUACUGGUUGCCGCAGAAACAAGCCACGGACAGAUAAAGGAGCGGUCACAGCCACACCAGUAGGGCACACUUUCCCUUCGGGUAACAUGUGCUUAUUUCACCCAGCUUGCUUAAGACUUCUCUGACCUCUGUCUGUAUGGGAGACAACUUCCAGGGAGCAAGAAAUCGCUGUGCCGGUUCCUGUCUUUCGUAGCAAGCUAUACAGGGUCAAGCCUUUAUUUGAAUGGCAAAGACUGUGAUCAGCACCCACUUUGCCCUCUUGAUGCUGUGUAUUUUUUUUUAAAGAAAUGGUGGUUUUCGGGCGCUUUUAUGAAAUCAAGACAUCUGGAUGAUGAACUGUUGAACGCCAUUCAAAUGACACGUGGGGUGGUGGUGGUUUUGUUUUUUGGGUGUGGUUUUUUUAAAAAAGGGGGAGACAGUAUUUUUUCAAGUCUCUCGGGCAACACUCACCCAGCUCAUAAGGGUAAAGGAGAACUCGUUCCUGUGCAUUUGUCCGACUCUUUAAACACCAGCUUCACUUGAUGUUUUGUGGUACAAGAGAAAGAAAUUCUUCACGUGGGGGUUCUGUUCAGACUGUUUCUGAAAAACUGAAUUGUUGGGAGCAGACCUGGACUUCUCCUGGUACGUUGGACAGAAGGGCUUGCCCUGGAGCGUUCACCACCGAGACCACUAUUCCUGGGAAGCCGAACUCUGAAAACUUCAGACAUGGCUCAGAAAAGCUUCUGAAGUACUCACUAGACUUGUCUGUAAAAUGGUCACUGUAGAUCCAGAUUGCAAACAAACUCUCUUCUUUUCUUUUUUUGCUUCUUUUUUUCUGGUUCCACUGUUUUUCUCUAGAGUCACAAAAGAUGAGUUUCAAAAAUGCACCUUUAAAAAGCUAUAAGCAAAAAACCCAUAUUUUAAAAAAGAAAUAUCUCUACCCGCUGCCAUUUGGCACAUUUUUAAAAAAUGAAUUUAAACAGUCAGGACAUGCCAGGGCUGCAGUUUGUCUGCAGUGGCUAUGCAGGCAUAGCUGUUCUCUGUCUCUGUCUCUCUGUCUCUCUCUCUCACACACAGACACACACACACACACACACCCAAAGGGCAGAAACUGAGACAUUCUCCUGCACAAAUUCUAUACACACAAAUGCUCGUUUACAGCUCCCAUUUAUCUUCGUGAGGUUUGUUCUGGAGCGCACCCCUUUCGAUUGUACACUUUGGUCCCAAAUUCACCAGGCAAAGGGAAGGGGAAGAUGCAGAAAGAAGUUACCACCGAGAAAAAGCAUUUCGGACGUUGUCAUGCCAAAAUCCAGCCCAGAGAUUAGAACUGUCCAUGCUAGUAAAUAAUGGAUAAAUCACUAAUAAACGCACACCACUCCUAUGGGUAGAGGUGGGUAUCGAGAAUCAGUUACCUAUAUUUUAAUGCAGAAUUUAGGAUGCACCCAUGCUGGACGAAUGCCAGGCUGAUCCAGCGACCUGUAUAAACAUGCUAGGUAGCUAUGUGGAUUUAAUGCCACCUGCUGCUAUGUGGUCAGAAAAUCAACCACCAAAAUUAUUUUUAAAAUCUCUUCCCAUAACCCCGCUGGGAAGCAUUUCCUCUGAGAGCCCAACUGCUCUGGAAAGCACGGACCAGGCCCCAAAGCCCCUCAUGACACCAGAAGGAAAAACUUAACUCUAAAGGCCGAGAAGUAUAAGUGAAUGAAAUUUAAAGUUUGCCUCAAGCCAUCUGGUCUGUCAAGAAACGCAGGAUAACUUGUAUGAUCCACAGUGGCCUUUCUGUUGACUUGAUUAGGUGAAAUGGAGGAACGGCUGGAAAAGUUGUCCGAAAUCUCGGAUGGUUCCCGGGUUUGCACUU